GUUGCACACAAUUUUUUGCCAAAUCUUUGGUAUCUCCAGUGUACUUCAAUGGAAAUUGGAAAGUUUGUUAAUGGUCACGUGAUUGAGACAAUGAUCAAUAUCAGGUUGCUACUAGCUGUUUGCACAACCUUCUUUGUAUUAUACCUCUUAAGCUCUUCUUCACCAACAAAACUUAUGCAAUCCCUCACUGGUGAAAAUCCUGACAGUAACUGUUCCUGCGUCUACAAAAAUGUUGUGCAUGAUUUUUGUUACCAUUUGCCUAGAGACUGGGCAAUCAAAGGAAAACGCUUUAGUUGCAAAUUCUCUUCAUAUCUUGACGAACUUGGAAUGUUGUCGACAGCAAAAGUUAUUGAUCUGAAAUCAGAGGAGAUGCCUAGGCCCCCAUUCGUGACCGCCAUGUCUGAAAAUCACUAUUUGGAGGGACUGACACUGAUUGCGAACUUCCGCAGGCUCUGGCCACGUCAGGAAGUAAUUGUUUACGAUUUGGGUCUCACAUCGAAAUCAAAGAAGGAACUGCAAAAAAAGUGCCUGGUGAAAGUGCGCAGUUUUCCAUUUGAAGCUUAUCCGCAUUACGUAAAUGAUUUAACGCAGUACAGAUGGAAACCCCUUCUCAUAGCAAUGAUGUUGAAAGAGUUUGGCGCCUUAUGGUACAUGGAUACUUCUGUGCGAUGGAGAAGCGAUCGACGUGACAUCGUGUACAGUGAGAUCACCUGCCGUAAGAAAGCUUGGAAAACGAGUCGUUCUUCCCUGCUACAACAGCCAUUCCACAGUGCAGAAAGCCUGCUUUCCUGCUUCACUUUUACUCGAGCCAUAGCAUUUUUGCCGUUACUCAUCCAGUGUAAAGAUUGGCUUCGCUUGGUCAGGACGGUACGUAGGAGUUUAGUAUGGAUGUACAGCUACAUUCCAACGGAUAUUGGUAAGAUUAAGGCGACUGAGAAUCUCGAUGCUAACUUCGCAUUUGUUGUUAGAACUGCAGACGCUCUUGAACUGCUGAAAUGGUAUGUCUUGUGCGCACUUGAAGAAGAUUGCAUGGCGCCUUAUAAAGCCAAAUUGAUCUGCAAGUUUCAAAAAAACGACCGUUAUAACAGUUAUGCGGGUUGUCACAGGUAUAAAUUGUUCCACAUGUUUUUUCAUGUCUGA
Molecule: messenger RNA, 1140 nt
Organism: Cylicocyclus nassatus
Lineage: Eukaryota; Metazoa; Nematoda; Chromadorea; Rhabditida; Strongylidae
Source: the annotation of a GenBank genome assembly